Molecule: messenger RNA, 2938 nt
Organism: Rhincodon typus (whale shark)
Lineage: Eukaryota; Metazoa; Chordata; Chondrichthyes; Orectolobiformes; Rhincodontidae
Gene: noc2l
Product: NOC2-like nucleolar associated transcriptional repressor
Exons: 19
Coding region: 57-2372 (771 amino acids)
Biological process (GO): ribosomal large subunit biogenesis; negative regulation of transcription by RNA polymerase II
Cellular component (GO): Noc2p-Noc3p complex; Noc1p-Noc2p complex; nucleoplasm
Molecular function (GO): histone binding; transcription corepressor activity
Source: RefSeq, a predicted model, not a curated record
UGUUCCUUCCUGUUGCGGAUUGUGGGAACGGAACCUCUCGACAUCACGUUGUUACAAUGUGUUCCCUCGGUAGCAGUAUGGCUGCUUCUAGCAAGAGAAAACUUGCCCAACUGAGUGUUGAAGAGUUUUUAACCUCCACGUUUGACACAGAUAGUAACAGCAGUUUGGAGGACGAUGACUCUGCAGUCACCCACGUGAAGAAAGGCGGCAAACGAGAAAUCCAGGUCGGAAAGAGAAAGGAAGAACCAGAAUUGGAACGGCAGGGAAAAAAGAAGGCAAAGCGAAAAGGCUCCGUCCAAGAACACAAAGAGCAGCUCUCGCGCUUAAAGGAGAAGGACCCAGAGUUUUUCGAGUUCCUGGAGAAAAACGACCAGAAGUUGCUGAAUUUUGAUGACACCGACAGUUCGGAAGAUGAAGAAAAUGCGCUGCACACACUGCCAGAGGAACUCGAGUUGGCCAGCGAUGAUGAUGAUGAUGAUGAAGAGCAGCCGACAAAACGGAGCAAAGCAGGGGACUUAAUAACAGUGACUGCCCGUAUGGUAGAGAAUUGGAAAGCUGCAGCGGAGGACAAGUUGACCUUCAGGCUGUUGCAUGACAUCGUGAUGGCGUUUAAAGCUGCUGUUUCCACCACGAAAGGAGGAGAUGCUGGUGGGGAACCCGGCAAAUACAAAGUUGAAGACAGUUUGGUCUUCAACAGCCUGGUGUCAUUCUGUAUCCGCGAUCUCCUCUUAGCCAUGCAGAAGCUCCUUCAAUUAAAACCAGCUGGAGACCGGAAAAAGUUGUUACUACCCUCCAGCAGCCCCCGAUGGCCCAAGAUCCGACAGGAUGUCAGUACCUACUUGACCAGUCUUAUUCAGCUCCUAGCGAGUUUGACCGAGGCUACAGUUGUUCAUGCUGUCCUACAGCAUGUGCUUCAUUUAGUGUCCUACUACAUGUGUUUCCCCAAGCAUUGCCGACUGCUUCUGAAGCAAACUAUAAACCAGUGGAGCACAGGGGAAGAGACGGUGAGAGUUCUGGCGUUCCUAAUUCUUAACAAAAUAUGCAGACACAAGCAAGAUGUGUAUCUGAACCUAGUGCUCAAGCAAAUGUAUGUUGCCUACGUGAAGAACUGCAAAUUCACAUCCCCAAACGUGCUUCCCCUCAUUAACUUCAUGCAGCGCACUUUGACUGAGAUGUACGCAUUAGACAGCCUGGUGACAUAUCAGCAUGCCUUCAUUUACAUCCGGCAACUGGCUGUCCAUCUCCGGAAUGCGAUGACUAUGAAGAAAAAGGAGACCUAUCAGUCAGUUUACAACUGGCAGUUCAUUCAUUGCUUGUACCUUUGGUGUCGGAUGUUAAGUACCGUUUAUCCCAAUGAAGUAUUGGAGCCACUUAUUUAUCCACUGACUCAAGUUGCCAUUGGCUGUAUCAAAUUGGUGCCCACAGCCCGUUACUACCCUCUGCGAUUACACUGUGUCCGAGCACUGACGCUACUUUCUGACUGCACCGGGACGUUUAUUCCAGUGAUGCCUUUCAUUCUGGAAGUUUUCCAACAGGUUGAUUUUAACAAGAAGCCUGGCCGGAUGAGUGUUCGACCAAUCAACUACGCUGUAAUUCUGAAGUUAUCAACCGCAAAUUUACAAGAGAAAGCUUUCAGGGAUGGUUUGAUAGAACAGCUGUAUGACCUGAUUCUGGAGUAUUUUCAUACGCAGGCACAUACCAUCGGUUUUCCAGAACUAUUAUUGCCUGUUGUCAUUCAGUUGAAAGCUUUUCUCAAGGAAUGCAAAGUGGCCAAUUACUGUAAACAGAUCAAACAACUGCUGGAAAAACUGCAGGAAAACUCCAGCUACAUCACCAGCAGGCGACAAAAAGCCGCGUUUGGCGUGGCUGAUAAAGAGGCUGUGGCUAUGUGGGAGAAAACGCUGAAAGACGAGGGUACACCACUGCACAAGUACUACAGCAGCUGGAAGAAACUGAGAGAGAAGGAGAUUGCACUGGAGAUCACUGGCAAGGAGAGGCUGGAAGACCUGAAUUUCCCCGAGAUCAAACGCAGGAAGAUGCAGGAGAGCAAAGAGAAAGACAAGAAAGAGUUCAAGGAUCUCUUUGAAUCUAACAGUGACUCUGAUGAUGAAAGCAGUGGGCUUAAAUCUAAAGGAGAAUCAAAGAAGGGUGACGAAGACUUCCUGGAGGAUCUGUCUGACAUGAGCAGUGAAGAUGAAGAGGGAGAUGAUGAUGGUGAUGAUGACGAGUUGUCUUCUGAAGGUGAAUUAGAAGAUGGUUCUCCACAAACCAGUAGCAAAGCUCCAAAGAAAUUGUCACAGGCUGACUUGAAGGCACUCACAGAAGGAGAUGAAGAUAUUGUCGAAGAUUUGGAGUUCUCUGAUGAAGACUGAUGGAAUAGGUGUAUGUGAAUCCUGGCUUUGGCGGAAAUUCUAUGCUUGGUGUUGUUGUCACAAGUAGUGUUUGGAUGCCUCUGAACUGCCCAGUCUUAAAAGGAGCAAAAGACUCAAUGUGCAAGGAAUCCAUUUAUAUCAAACUUGAAAAGUCAUCGACAGAUGAAAUGGUGAAAAUGAUCGUCUGCCUAAAUUAUCUUCAACCAUUUGUAUCCCUUAGACUUUCACAUGUAGAUUAACCUUUAACUUUUUGAUGCUUCACAAGAGUUACAUCAAUAACAACCCAGUACAGAAAUUGAUCAAGUCUGUAGCCACUGGAAUUGUGCUCCACUGGACCAGGAACAAUGAGCAUGGAUCCACAGGAAGUUGCCCUUUGAAAAGGCUGCGGCACAUUGGGAAAAAUCUGUACAGCUAGCCCUGAUCCACAAUUUCCAAACUUUUGUUUGUAAUUUUAUUUCGUCAUUGUCAGACUGAGCCCUGUGCUUCCUUACUCUGUGUCAUUUCCCAACAGUCUAUAGUUAUUUUAUUUUGAAAUAAAAGCAUUGGCGGAGCUGUUUUGUAUCAUU